Molecule: messenger RNA, 600 nt
Organism: Juglans regia (Persian walnut)
Lineage: Eukaryota; Viridiplantae; Streptophyta; Magnoliopsida; Fagales; Juglandaceae
Exons: 2
Coding region: 1-600 (199 amino acids)
Source: RefSeq, a predicted model, not a curated record
AUGGACGCCUACUUUGAGUAUAACCAGAUUCGCAUGAACCCGAAGGACGAGGAGAAGACCUUGUUCACCACUGACCGAGGCAUGUAUUCUUACACGACAAUGCCUUUUGGGUUGAAGAUCGCGGAGACCACCUACCAGCGGCUGGUCAACCCUGAAAGAUCUUGGAGCUUUAAGGUAUUUUUGGGUCUUGAAGUGACAAAGUUUGUAAAAGGUAUUUCUCUUUCUCAAAGAGAAUAUGCCUUUGAAAUUGUUUCUGAUUCUGGUCUUUUAGCUGGUAAGCUUGCUACUUGUCCUAUGGAACAAAACUUACGGCUGCCAAAAUCAGAUUCUGUUGAUCCCUUACUGGAUGAUCCAGCUUCUUAUAGAAGGUUAAUUAGUCAUCUCCUUUAUUUGACACUUACUCGACUUGACCUAUCUUAUUCUGUUAAUACUUUGAGUCAGUUUUUGGAUCAACCUCGACAGUCACACUAUGAUGCUGCUAUUAAAGUGGUUAGAUAUGUUAAAGCUACUACAGGUCAAGGACUAUUCUUUUCUAGAUCAUCUUCUCUGCAACUGAUAGGUUUUUAUGAUUCAGACUGGCCCACAUGCCCUGAUCCAUGA